CACUGAACACCUUUCUACAGUGAAGAUAGUCUAUAGCACCUUCACGUGGUCUACAGCAUAGUCUCAUAAGCUACACAUAUCUAUACAUCAACGGCAUGACAAACCACUGCACUGUCUGGGUGAAGUCUUUAUGUUUCCUGAACCACUGCCAGGUUAAUAAUAAGGCAAAGCUGGACGAGGGAAACAUUGUAAAUCUUUGGUCAUUUUACUGAGUGUCUAUUCCGUUGUUGGUCUCUUUCCAAAGCGCUGUGAUUCAGACAGCGAUGAUGACAAGGAAAAGAAGAAGAAGAAAAACAAGAAGAAGAAGAAGAAGAAGAAGAAGAAGCCAGUGAAGAAGGAUUCCAGUUCCUCCUCAUCUUCAGAGAGCUCCUCAUCCUGUUCAGACAGUGAGGAUGACAAGAAGAAGAAAAAGAAAAAGAAGAAAGAUAAGAAGAAGAAAAAGGACAAGAAAAAGAAAGAAAAGGACUCCAGCUCAUCCUCCGAUUCCGACAGCUCCUCAUCUUCCUCCUCCUCUGACAGUGACAGUGAUAAGAAAAAGAAGAAGAAGAAAAAGGAGAAGAAAGACAUGGAGAGGAAGAAAAAGAAGAAAGACAAGGGGAAGAAGAAAAAGCAGAAGGACUGCUCCUCUGACAGUGAUGAUGAUAAGGAAAAGAAGAAGAAGAAGAAGAAGAAGAAGAAAAAGGACGAGAAGAAAAAGAAAAAAGCCAAAAAGGACUCUUGCUCAUCUUCCUCAGACAGUGAUGAUGACAAAAAGAAGAAAAAGAAGAAGAAAGACAAGAAGAAGAAGAAAAAUAAGAAGAAGAAAGAGAAGAAGGCGUCCUCGUCUUCUGACAGCGGAGAGGAUAAAAAGAAGAAGCAGGACAAGGAUAAAAAGAAGGGCUCUUCCUGCUCCUCCUCUUCAUCUUCAUCAGGGAGCGACAAGGAGAACAAGCCCAGGAAAGAUGAGCGGGAAGGAGAAGGAGAGGACAGCUCGUCGAAGGAGCAGUGCAGCCCUGGAGGAGCACACGGGCUUGACAAGUUUGAACCCCCUAAGGGACCGUCUGCGUACAAGUUGAAGUCUGUAGGGGGUGUCGAUGACUCAAAGAGCCAUCUGGAGCCCAAAGCCAAGCCGACCUCGCUGCAGGCCUCACAGCCAGCAAUUGCCCCCAGGCCUAGCUCUCGCUUUGAGACCACCACCUCCCUCUCACUCCGGCCCCCAGACAGCCCCACUCAGAGGCCCUUGAGCCCCAUGGAGUCCCUGAUGGGGCAGCGUGACAGGGCUGGGGGGGCGUCCGGGAACAGGACCACACUGGUCAGGUCCAGCGACAUACUGCGAGGCCCUAAGCCAUAUGAAAAAUAAAAUAAAAAGGAGGAGGAUAGCGACAGUUCUGUGGCUGUUUGGGGAGAUGGUGUGGGUGAUACAAAUGAUUCCCACAGUCACAUUUGGAAGGCUGGAGAUAAAAUGGCAGAUACUGCAAAUGAUGAAAUUCAAUUCAAAUUGUUAUUGGUUGAGGGUAAAUCAGGGCCUUUUGAUGUUAUUGUUAAUGAUGUUUUUGUAAUUGACAAAAGGUGAUGGAAAAGAUGAUGAUUAAAGAAUCCCUUUCAAGAA
This is a messenger RNA of Clupea harengus (Atlantic herring), 1588 nucleotides long. Its product is annotated as pre-mRNA-splicing factor CWC22 homolog. Lineage: Eukaryota; Metazoa; Chordata; Actinopteri; Clupeiformes; Clupeidae. The record is from RefSeq and is a predicted model, not a curated record. The coding region runs from base 566 to 1339 and encodes 257 amino acids. The transcript is spliced from 8 exons.